Messenger RNA from Naegleria lovaniensis, 1860 nucleotides. RefSeq lists its product as uncharacterized. The transcript has a single exon. The coding region runs from base 1 to 1860 and encodes 619 amino acids. Lineage: Eukaryota; Heterolobosea; Eutetramitea; Acrasida; Naegleriidae. The record is from RefSeq and is a predicted model, not a curated record.
AUGUCCCAACUCCUACACACCACCCAACCACUCAGCAGCACCAACUCUUGUACAUUCGUUCAUGAUCCUUCUUCUUUAAACACCAACUACUUUACUUUUAUUCAAACAUGUUUCAGUAAUCUUCUCUCCUAUUUGCUACAUUCCAUUCAAUACUUGUCUGAAUGUAUCAAGUCUUUUUGGUUGUUAAUCUUUCCGAAACGCACUCCACUCACUCUCACUCCCGAUAUGUGUUUUGAAGUUUUGAAAUUUCUCUCUCCUUCUGAAUUGUAUCAAUGUAUGCAAUCAGGCCGUUUUUUAUAUCAAGUAGUGAUUCAAUACUCGGCACUGGCUCCAUAUUACUCUCCGAGAGGCCUUCAACUUUGCCUCAAAAACCCUGAAAGCUAUCAAUUGUGUUUGAUCUCAAUAUUAGAAUCAUUAGGCAGCUGCAGUAACUAUACAGUUACAUACUCCAUCGAUGGGUCAUUGUCCAAUUCAUCGGGACGGAAAGUAAAGCCUUGUUUGAUUUUGAUCAAGGACGAUUUAUUACAAAUCAUGUAUCACGGAUUCAAAUUACAAGAACCAAGAAUUGUAUUUUCAUCGUUGCAUCUCCUACUCCAAACUCCCUUUCAGAAUCAUGAUACCAAUGAUCUUGAUGAUCCUCAUCGAUUUUCUUGGCAUGAUCUUUCCAAAGUAUUCAGUUACUUUUACUACUCUGAGAUUGUUUCUCCCGAAAUAUUUAGAAAUCUAAUGAGCCAUCCAGCCAUUCAACCCUGGUGCGAAGAUUUUAAGAAUCAUGUAGUUUCCAAUGGUAGCAUGUACAACAAACAAGUAAUUUUAAACUUGUUACGAAAUCCUCAAUUAUUUGAAAUUUCGAAUGAGGAUUUCCUUCGAGUUUGUGAAGGUGUAUACGACUUGUAUUGUAAUGAAAUGGAUUUACUCCAAAGAUUGUGGAGUUUUAAAAAAGGGAAAAAUCUCAUUUUGACAGAUUUUAGUCUCGUGGGAGAUUCCCAUCAAACGAUUGAUAUUCUAUUGUGGAUGAACGCAAAAGAAAGAAAGAAAGUAUUACCAGAAAUAGUGAAGAAGAUGUCAGUGAACUGGAAAAAAGCAUUAUUGGCUCGUUCUCCAGUAUUAUUUCAGGAGUUUUCAUGGCCAUUCUUUGAGUCUGCCAAGAAAAAUUUCCAACAUGGACUCAUGUUGAAAUGUUUAACAUUGGAUUCCAAAUUUCUAUGUGAUUUGAAUUGUCAUGAUUUUGCAAUGGAAUUGAUUGUGUUCAGACGAUUCCUAGUACUGGCCAAGUUCUUGGAUUGGUGUUAUGAUUUCCAAAAACAGGAAAAUUAUGGAUCGCGUGCAGCGUUUGUGCGUCAUCAUGUUCAAAAUCAUAUGCUGGCUAUGCUUCAGGUUCCAAACGCAAGAAGUUUAUUGUUACUAGUGCUAGAACGGGCUUUCCCUCUUGGAUCAUUUGAGUUCAGCAAUUAUUUGGGAGGGAGCCGAGAUUAUUACCAAUUAUCCAGAACACAGAAGGAAAAAGAAGGAUUAAUUGUGUUGAUAGAAACCAUUCAUCGACUCUUUCCAUUGUCUCUUCGUAUGAAUCAAAAUCAUGAAAAUAGUGAGCAAGAUGAAGUCAUGAAAAAAGCAAUGCAAUUGGAAAAUGAUGACAUUAGGCAAACACUGGUAGAGAUCCAAAAAGAAGUGUCAUCUCGUACAAAUUCAACAAACGAAAAAGAUGACAAGGAAGAAAUGGAAGAAACUCCUCAUUUCAUUGAAACUGAAGAUCAGGUUUGGAUUUCCACACACCGCACUCUUCUAGAAACAUUCGACAAGAAAAAAGUUGUAGGUCUAAGGAAACUCUUUUUUGGUGACGACUGGAUCGAUGACCAGUAG